UUUCUUUUACCACAAAGCUCUCUCAGUGUUAAAGCUUCCGAAGCUUGCCCUUUGCAUUUGGCUUGCAGCAACGACCUUGAAUUCGGCAAAGACUACAAGAGCAACAACCCGAAGAAGGGGUUGGAUGGGGUAGUGAAUCAAUGCAGCCGGAAAAUUCAAUGUCAGUGCCAAAGCUCGGGCGGCAUUAAAACGCCUCCGAAACGAAACGGUAUACUUUCGGGCACUCAGCCACAUUACGUAUAUGUCGGUGGACGACAGUGAAAGGUCGGUGAAAGAUGGGUGAGCGUUAUUGAUAAAUAAGUAUUUUAUAAAAAACCAGAGGCGGAGAAAGCUCGUGAGCAACUGCGAAAGGCGAAUGAGACAAAUUUAGCCAAGACUGACCGAUCCGAACCGCGUGUCGCAGGAGAUUCUCGUUCACGGCGGAGAGCAAACUGUUGCUGCUGAUUCUGGUGGUGCUGCCACUGGGCCUGAGCCACUGGGUGGCUGUGGUGGCGCUGGUGGCGGUGGUGGCAGUUUUUGUUUGGCGGGCGGCGGUGCCAAAUGAUGAUCGUGACCGCGUAGAGACGCAAAUAAAUAUAAUUGAAACACCACCAAACUAUAAGCAAGCCAAACCUGACGGCGCCGCGAACCAAAUAAACCAAAUAAACCAAAUAAACCGAAUAAACCAAAUCAACCAAAUAACAGCAGUGCGGGCAUUGUGUAAUUGCAACGGCAUUGCGAUGAACAAAACGAUUCUGCACUGGAGCUAUCUGAACUUCAAGGAUGUGCCCAUGGAUCUCUUUCUGUACGAAGAUCUCGAGGAGGUCUACCUCAAGGAGAACUUCAUUUCGGUCAUACCCAAGUGGUUGCUAAACAUCACCACCCUCAAGUUUAUCCAUUUGGCAGGCAACAACCUGAGCGAACUGCCCGCUGACAUCUAUUUGCUGGAGAACCUUGAGUUCCUCGACGUUUCCAACAAUGAACUCAAGCAGCUGCCCCCCACUCUGGGUCUCCUUUUGAGUCUUCAGCAGCUGAAUGUUUCGGGCAAUCAACUCGCCGAACUGCCAGUGGAGCUGAGCAGCUUGCGCAAUCUGGAGCACCUGAACAUAGCCAAGAACCAAUUUCGCCGCCUGCCCAUUCAGCUGAGCGAGUGCGUCCGUCUCAACGAGCUGAACGUGAGCGACAACGAGGCGCUGGUCCACAUCCCCGAGCGCAUCUCCAACCUGCCCAUGCUGCAGUCCCUCGCCGCCGAUCGCUGUGCUCUUGUCUACCUGCCGGCCGCCCUCUCCAAGUUCAUGAACCAUGUGCGCAUCUUCCACAACACGGCCAUCAACUAUAUACCCAUGGUCUACGAGAAGUUCUACCAAAAUUUCUACGACAACCGACAGAGGAGCACUCCCAUCGCCGUUCGUCGAAAGGGUCUGUUUUGGGUACGCGAGCUAGAGACGAACUCCAGAUUGGUGCUUCCGGUGGGCACCCGCACAGUAUUUCCGGUUCCGUCGGCGGAGAACCGGGUCACGCUCUACGACGACUGCCUGCACGCCCUCCAGUCGCUGAACCGCUCCGUGCCCGUCUACGAGAACGCCGCCCUGCACCGCCUGCUCCCGGAGCCGUACAUCGGCGCCCACAUCAACAACGGACCCAUCGCCCGCUGCACGACUUCCACCUGCUCGAGCUGUCUGUACACCUCGUACUACUUCAUGGUCGUGAAGAGGCGUGGUAGCACCUCCAAGCAGCUCUUCACCUGCAAUUUCUGCACCAACCGAUGUGCUCUGCUCUGGUUGGCCAGCAAUGACAAAAAGUACUACCAAGUGACCUGGCGAGUGUCCGAUGAUGAUGACGACGACGCCGAUGCUGCACACGUGUCCAGUGGCAAGUAGAGCUAAUGGAUUUCGCCUGACCUCAUUGUACUAUAUAUAUAUAUAGUCAUUAAUUACCAUUAAUUAGUUUUGUACAUGUCAUGUAAAUGCUAUUGAACGACUGGCAACCGGCGCCAUUUGUUCAAAGAGAAAGCUCGCGCGAAUUCUAAAACUAGACCUUAAAGAAAACUCUGUGUGGGUCCCCGUUCAUGGAGGUGUACGUAGUUGUCUAAAAC
Drosophila gunungcola (fruit fly) is the source of this 2074-nucleotide messenger RNA. Its product is annotated as leucine-rich repeat protein soc-2 homolog. The record is from RefSeq and is a predicted model, not a curated record. The transcript has 5 exons. Gene Ontology annotation, molecular function: protein binding. The coding region runs from base 720 to 1859 and encodes 379 amino acids. Lineage: Eukaryota; Metazoa; Arthropoda; Insecta; Diptera; Drosophilidae.